CAAAUAAAACGUUACUGCAAGAACCCAGGAAAAAAGAUUAAACGAAAGGGUGGAGAGAAGCUCAGAAAGUGAAGAACUGAAUGCGUGCGUGGAGGGGACUGGGGAGCAAUGGCGAGGAUUCCUGGCUUUGUCUUCGCGUGCUAUGCAGGGGAAGCACAAUUGGAGUCUGCUAUGGAAGAAAUGCUGAUGACCUUCCCACCCCUGAUAAAGUAGCCCAACUUGUUCAACUGCACAAUAUCAAAUAUUUAAGGAUCUAUGAUUCCAAUAUUCAGGUUCUCAAGGCCUUUGCCAAUACUGGAGUAGAGCUCAUGAUCGGAGUACCGAAUUCCGACUUACUGCCAUUCUCCCAGUUUCAAUCCAAUGUGGAUACGUGGUUAAAGAACAGCAUCCUGCCUUACUACCCUGCCACAAAGAUUACAUACAUAACCGUUGGAGCUGAAGUCACGGAAAGCUCUACCAAUGUAUCUUCCCUUGUUGUACCUGCCAUGUACAAUGUCCUUGCGGCUCUGAGAAAAGCUGGUCUGCAUAGGAAGAUCAAAGUUUCCAGCACUCAUUCACUUGGGGUCUUAUCUCGGUCAUUCCCUCCAUCAGCUGGGGCUUUUAAUAGCAGCCAUGCCUUCUUCUUGAAACCUAUGUUGGACUUUCUUGCAGAGAACCGGUCCCCAUUCAUGGUUAAUACUUAUCCUUACUAUGCUUAUCGGGACUCCCCAAAUGUUUCUCUGGACUAUGCUCUGUUUGAGUCUUCAUCAGAAGUUAUUGAUCCAAACACUGGAUUGAUUUAUACAAACAUGUUAGAUGCCCAGGUAGAUGCUAUCUAUUUCUCACUGAUGGCUUUAAAUUUCAGAACAAUAAAAGUAAUGGUUACUGAGACAGGAUGGCCUUCAAAAGGAUCAGCCAAGGAGACAGCUGCGACUCCUGAUAAUGCCCAGAAAUAUAACAAUAAUCUUAUUCGCCAUGUUAUCAAUAAUACAGGAACUCCAGCAAAGCCCGGAGAGGAGGUUGAUAUCUAUAUAUUUUCAUUGUUCAAUGAGAAUAGGAAACCCGGGUUGGAAUCUGAGAGAAACUGGGGUUUGUUUUACCCUGACCAGACAAGCGUCUACAGCCUGGAUUUAACUGGAAGAGGGGCUGUGGACAUGACUACACAUGCAAACAUUACAAGUUCUAAUGGUACUUGGUGCAUUGCUUCAUCUACUGCUUCAGAACUAGACUUGCAGAGUGCUUUAGAUUGGGCUUGUGGUCCUGGGAAUGUUGAUUGUUCAGCUAUCCAGCCUAGCCAGCCUUGUUAUCAGCCUGAUACAUUACUCUCCCACGCAUCAUAUGCCUUCAACAAUUAUUACCAGCAAAAUGGAGCUACCGAUGUUGCUUGCAGCUUUGGAGGUACAGGGGUGAAAACUAAUAAGAACCCAGGCUAUGAUACCUGCGUGUACAUGACUUCCGGUAACACUAGUGCUGCAAGUAAUGCGACAGUAGCAUCUCCUUCGACUUCAUCUUCAGUCGGGCACAGAAUUUCUGCAUGGUUACCUGGUUGCGUGCUUAUGAUUAUACUCUUGUUUCGAUGAUUCUUAGAGUUGUCUAAAGAGGCAGGUCUCAAAAACUUGCUGAGGUUUUGCAGAUAUUACACCGAUCUUUAGUGGAAAAAUGUAUUUAUUGCACAACAAUCUUGUCUCUUGUACUUGUAGAUGGCCUUUCCCCCAAAGUUUUGCAGUAAAAGGAACUAGUAUGGCAUGCAUGAUUUGUCAAUUCUUGGGGGUAUGGUAAUUUUUUGUAGAUUUGUUUGAGAAUGCACAGAUAAUUGAACCAAGAGUAGUGAAGGUGUAUGUUCAUUUGUUAUUCAUAAUUAGUAGUUGAUUUUGUUAA
Telopea speciosissima is the source of this 1857-nucleotide messenger RNA. RefSeq names its product glucan endo-1,3-beta-glucosidase 13-like. NCBI's taxonomy places the organism in Eukaryota, Viridiplantae, Streptophyta, Magnoliopsida, Proteales, Proteaceae. Gene Ontology annotation, cellular component: plasma membrane. Gene Ontology annotation, molecular function: hydrolase activity, hydrolyzing O-glycosyl compounds. The coding region runs from base 81 to 1559 and encodes 492 amino acids. Gene Ontology annotation, biological process: carbohydrate metabolic process. The transcript is spliced from 4 exons. The record is from RefSeq and is a predicted model, not a curated record.